Molecule: messenger RNA, 996 nt
Organism: Tetrahymena thermophila SB210
Lineage: Eukaryota; Ciliophora; Oligohymenophorea; Hymenostomatida; Tetrahymenidae
Exons: 3
Source: RefSeq, a predicted model, not a curated record
AUGAAUUUAAAAGUUUAUGGAUUAAAACAAGGACAUUAUUUCACAUCACCUGGUAUAUCAUGGGACUCUAUGCUUGCACUAACAAAGAUAUUGAUUGACUUAAAAUCAAAUCCAAAUAUUUAUAAUAUUUUUGAAAAAUAAUCUAGUGGAGGUAUUUCUACAAUAGGAAACGUAAGAUAUCCUAAAGCUAAUAACGAGUAUUGUGAAGAAUAUGAUAAAUAAUAAGAACAUGUUUAAAUAAUUUAUUUAGACACUAAUAAUCUAUAUGGGUAUGCUAUGUCAAAAAAUUAACCUAAUAAAGACAUAUAGUUCUCAAUCAAGGCUAAUCAGAAUAAUUUUGUACUGAUUUCAUAAUAAAAUAAUAAACAUCAAAUAUUAGUUAUGUUUAUGAAGUAGAUCUAUAAUACCCAAAAAGAUUUUUUUUAAAACAUAAUACUUAUCCUCUUACUACAGAACAUUUAAGAAUUAAAUAUGAUCAACUAUCAACAUACAACAAAAAUGUAAUAAAAUGACUAUAAGAAUAGGAUGCAAAAAAAUUUAAAAUAAAUAUUAUAAGAAGGAUUAAUCAUUUCAAAGAUGCAUAGAACUAUAAGCUUCAAACAAAAUGCAUUCAGGAAGCAAGACUUCGAUCUUAAUACAUAAUUAAGACAGAAGGCGAAGAAUGAUUUUGAGAAAGACUUCUAGAAACUAAUGAAAAAUAGUGUUUUGAGGAAGUUAUGUGAAAACGUAAGAAACAGAGUUAAUUAUGAACUAGUCCAAUCUAAAAAAAAGACUGUAAAAGUAGAUACUUCAAAAACUUCCAUAGAAUUAGUAAAUAUCUUGCACUAGUUUAAAAACGUUAGAAAGUAGUUAAAUUAAACAAACCUCAUUACAUCUGAAUGUGAUGCUAUAAUGGCAGAUACUGAUAGCUUAUUAAUGAAGAUUACUUGUGAUAAAAUAACAAUGUAUAUGAUUGAAUGGUUAAGAACUCUGAUUUAUAUGAUCUUAGCGAUGUGA